AUGCAGGGAGUGACACCUACUUUUGAGAAAAAAGUAUAUUUGGUGGUGGAACUAAUGGACUUCUCGUGGUACCUGAACUUGUCAGAAGCAGACGAUGUGACGCGCCAGAAGCUGUACCACGUGAUGGCGGCGCUGGCGCUGGUGGAGUUCCCCUACUACUACAUGGUGCCUCUCUCCUUGGAGAAGGCCGGCGACCUCGUGGACAAGCUCAAUGACAUAAACAUCACGCGCUUCAUGAUGCAGACGCUGCCGAGAAUCGACGACGUAUUCUACGAGUGCUUCUGGCAGGGCCACAUCAACAACUGCUCCAACAUGUUCUUCCUGCAGCGCACCGAAGCUGGCUUCUGCUACGGUUUCAACUCACUCGCCGCAGAGAACACGAGGCAAUGCCCGGCGAUGUCUACGUACAAGGUGCCCACCGGGGCGACCGUGAACCGCGAUCCGUGCCAGAUGCGACGCAACAUCGCUUCAGGCCCCACGACGGGUCUCGAAGUCUUCCUCAAGUCGCUGCCCGAAGAAGAAUCUCUGGGCGAUGGCCAGAGGGACCGGAAUGGGUACAGGGUGUUCCUGCAGCCGGUGACGGAGGUUCCGCAGGCGGGCACGGGCCUGCUGCUGCCGCCCAGCGACGACCACGUCAUGCGCGUCCGGCUGUCCGUCUCGUUCACAGAGAGCAGCCUGCAGGUGGCCUCGCUGGACGUGCCGCAGCGCAGCUGCCUCUUCCCGGACGAGCAGCGGCUGGAGCUCACCAACUCCUACUCGCAGACCUCCUGCCUCACCGACUGCCGGCUCUCCUACAUCAUCUCCAAGUGCAACUGCUCGCCCUACUUCUUCAACCACAUUCAGAGGGACCUGCGCUUCGUGAAGCCGCAGGGGGUGGCCGGCGACGACAGCUCCAAGUUCCUGGACGGCGUGCUGGACUGCUCGCACUGCCUGCCCACGUGCCGCAGCUACUCGUACGUGCAGGAGGUGCGCUACGAGAGCAUUACGGCACGCACGCCCUUCCACGGCUACAUCGACGUCCACUACGCAGAUGUCAGCGCCGUCAAGUACGGCGUCGAUCUCGCCUUCGACUCCAUGACUCUCAUAGUGUGGUUCGGCGGCAUCCUGAGCCUCUUCCUGGGCGUGAGCGUGCUGUCGUGCGUCGAGCUGCUCUACUAUGCGGCUCGCCUAGUGGACGCCCUGCUGCGCCGAGUGCUCGUCCAGCCGGCAGAGGCGGGCCUGUCCAAGUGGCGCUCCAGCGGCCUGCUGGAACGCCAGGUAGCUGCCAAGCAGGCGCGACUCUUCUACUAG
Molecule: messenger RNA, 1290 nt
Organism: Schistocerca piceifrons (Central American locust)
Lineage: Eukaryota; Metazoa; Arthropoda; Insecta; Orthoptera; Acrididae
Product: sodium channel protein Nach-like
Exons: 8
Coding region: 1-1290 (429 amino acids)
Biological process (GO): sodium ion transmembrane transport
Cellular component (GO): membrane
Molecular function (GO): ligand-gated sodium channel activity
Source: RefSeq, a predicted model, not a curated record